AUGUUUGCGACCAAAGCUCUUAGGCAGGCCUCUGCAGCUGCUGAACGCACGCCCUUGAUCAAAUUCAUAGGCAAACGCUCGAUUCCUUCAUCCGUCGACCACACCCCACACGCCCACCCAGCCUCCCCUUCCCACGAACUCCCCGCCGACUUCUCCAAAAACUCCUCCCCCUCCUUCUCCUCCUACAGACAAAAGGCACAGCAACACGGCCCCCUCGGCCGAUCAAGCUCUAGCGAAGGCAGCAUUGGCGCUCAGUCUGGACACUCGCUUGGGUCCGUGGCUCCGGCCAAGGGCGAGUUUUUCGACCGCAGCGAGCUGCCUGCUCGGUUCCGCCGGACUCCCAUUGAUCUGAGCGAGAUUGAUGCUAUUGAGACUGGGGGUGCCACUCUGGUUUGCUAG
Molecule: messenger RNA, 399 nt
Organism: Lachnellula hyalina
Lineage: Eukaryota; Fungi; Ascomycota; Leotiomycetes; Helotiales; Lachnaceae
Exons: 2
Coding region: 1-399 (132 amino acids)
Biological process (GO): 2-oxoglutarate metabolic process
Source: RefSeq, a predicted model, not a curated record